Cimex lectularius (bed bug) is the source of this 1179-nucleotide messenger RNA. It is a transcript of the gene CAH9, whose product is annotated as carbonic anhydrase 2. The transcript is spliced from 7 exons. The record is from RefSeq and is a predicted model, not a curated record. Gene Ontology annotation, cellular component: cytoplasm. Bases 154 to 1050 code for a protein of 298 amino acids. Lineage: Eukaryota; Metazoa; Arthropoda; Insecta; Hemiptera; Cimicidae. Gene Ontology annotation, molecular function: zinc ion binding; carbonate dehydratase activity.
CUUUACAGCGCCUAUAUAACAAUUACCCUGCCAGUCAGUCCUUGGUGCUGAAUAUUCAAAAGCAGUUAUUACCCACCUGCUGUUAGUGAGGAUGAACAAAGAAGCAGCUAAUCACCGUCUGAAAUAUCUUAUUAGGUCAUAGUGACGAAAGUGAUGAAGAGGACAGGCUAUACUGCAUUGAUAUUACGCAUUUUGGAAUUUUGGCAGAUUAUACAAUGCAGGCAUUUUGGAUAUUCUCGUAACGAACAAAACUCAUGGCAUAACUAUUCCCAAAGCUGUUCCGGGUAUCGACAAUCCCCCAUAGCGAUUGAUAGUGAAAAGGCGAUCUCAUUGGCGAUUCCUGCGCUCGAGAUGGUAGGAUUUGACAACCUCGUACCCCGGCCAAUAACUAUUUUCAAUAAUGGACAUUCAGUUGACAUUAGACCAAUGGUGCCUUUUGCAAAAAUAUUCGGCGCUCUUCUGCCCGGUGAGUUUGAAGUGCACGGCCUCCAUUUUCACUGGGGUAAAAAAAACAACAGGGGUAGCGAGCAUGUCAUUAAUGGAAUGAGGUUUGCAAUGGAAAUGCACAUAGUCACAAGAAAUCUUAAAUACAAUUCAAUGGAAGAAGCAAUGGAAAACAGUGAUGGGCUGGCAGUUAUGGCUUUCUUUUUUGAAGUGAGAGAACAUGAGAGUAAUGGCUUAGAUCCAAUUCUAAACGAGCUUAAUAUGAUAAAACACGAAGGGACGAGUUUUAUGAUUUCACAAUCUUUUACAUUGUCUUCUCUGUUGCCAUUUGACAAGACGAUGUUUUAUAUGUACAGAGGAUCGUUAACUACACCCCCUUGCUCUGAAGCAGUUACGUGGAUUGUAUUUCCCGAUCCACAACCCAUGUCUUAUAAACAGAUUUCACAAUUCCGUCAACUCUCAAUCAAUGGAGAUAGUUUAGUCGAUAAUUAUCGACAUAUACAGAGCCUCGGUAAGAGAAAAGUGUAUGCUAGAAGGUUCCCGACAGAAACAGCAAACCUGAAAAUGUUCUUUCCUAAUUUUAGCUCCCCAGAGUUUUGGAACUAAUUUGUACACCCUAUAAAUCAAAAUAGUACUUAAAUGGAAUUAAGUAAUGCUUUUCUUGUCAAACAUUUAAAUAUUUUUUUGUCUCGCUCUAGCAAGUUCAAAAAUAUUAAGCUUUAAAUGUAAAAGAAA